GGUGCGUGCGUGUUACGUCACAGCAGUUGGCAGCGGGGCAAGAUGGCGGCGGAGGAGAGCAGGUUGAAGCAUCGGACUCACCAAAACAGUGUCCUAAAACACGGUAACCGCAGCCCCUCACCGCUUCAGAUGCUCCCCACAGACGCAGAGCCACAGGGGGGCUGUCCCGUGCAACUGGUGGUAGCGGACGAGGACGAGCAUUCCUUCUCUCUCCAGGAGGAGGCGCUGGAGAGGCUGUUGCUACGGGAGCCUGUGCAGGACAUGAGUGUGGUGGUGGUGUCUGUGGCUGGAGCCUUCAGAAAGGGAAAGUCUUUCCUUUUGGACUUUAUGCUACGCUACAUGUACAGCCAGAAACAGGGCAGCUGUGGCUCAUGGAUGGGGGGAGAGGAUGAGCCCCUGACUGGCUUCACAUGGAGAGGAGGCUGUGAGAGAGAGACCACCGGGAUCCUGGCCUGGAGCGAGGUGUUCGUGGUGGACAAACCCGACGGAUCACAGGUUGCAGUUCUCCUGAUGGACACACAGGGGGCAUUUGACAGUCAGUCCACUAUUAAAGACUGUGCCACGCUGUUCGCUCUGAGCACCAUGACCAGCUCUGUGAUGGUGUAUAAUCUGUCACAGAACGUUCAAGAAGAUGAUCUGCAGCAUCUACAGCUGUUCACGGAGUACGGGCGCCUGGCCAUGGAGGAGGUUUACGAGAAGCCAUUUCAGAGUCUGAUGUUUCUGAUCCGAGACUGGAGUUAUCCGUAUGAGCAUCCGUACGGGCUGGAAGGCGGCCGCAGCUUCCUCGACAAACGCCUUCAGGUGAAACAGAACCAGCACGAGGAGCUACAAAAUGUGCGUAAACACAUCCACUCGUGCUUCUCCAACAUCGGAUGCUUCCUGCUGCCUCACCCCGGCCUGCGAGUGGCCACGAACCCGCACUUCGACGGGCGACUCAGGGACAUCGAUGGGGACUUUAAGUCUGAGCUAGUGAGACUGGUUCCUCUGCUGCUGUCUCCAGAGAACCUGGUGGAGAAGGAGAUCGGAGGAGAGAAGGUCACCUGCAGAGACCUCCUCCUCUACUUCAAGGCAUACAUGAAGAUCUACCAGGGCGAGGAGCUGCCACACCCCAAGUCCAUGCUGCAGGCCACAGCUGAAGCCAAUAACCUGUCAGCUGUAGCAGGAGCCAAAGAGAUCUACAACAGAAGAAUGGAGCAGAUCUGUGGAGGCGAACGCCCCUACCUAUCGCCAUCGGAGCUGGAGCGCCACCAUGGCGACCUGCGUGAUGUCUGCGUGCGUCACUUUCGCUCGGUGAAGAAAAUGGGCGGAGAUGAGUUCUGCCGGCGCUACCAGACCCAGCUGGAGGCGGAGUUAGAGGACAUGUACUCCGCCUUCUGCAAACACAAUGACGGGAAGAACCUGUUCCACGCCGCACGCACGCCCGCCACGCUCUUCGUGCUCAUGGCGGCCAUGUAUGUGGUCUCCAUGGUGACGGGCUUUGUAGGUGUGUCCUCUGUGGCGGUGCUGUGUAACCUGGUGAUGGGUGCUGCCCUGCUGGCCCUGUGCGUAUGGGCGUACGUCAAGUACUCCGGAGAGUUCAGAGACGUGGGGGCUGGUAUCGACCGAGUGGCAGACUUCCUCUGGGAACAGAUGCUGUGUAAACUGGUGGAGUUAGGCUGGAGUCGUGUGCCGCUGGUGAACCUGAUCCCUCUGCCGCGACCACGACUCGCCACCAACAACAACGUCAAGAAGAAAAACUAGAGUCGCCAUCUUCUCUCACUCCACUUCUCCUCCUCAUCUUCCCCUCCUCCCUCUACCCUCUCCUCUUCCCUUUCUCUCCCUUCUUCUGUUUUCUCCUCUCUCUGUCCCUCUGACUCACUCUUCACUCAUCUCCCUCCUCUCCUCCUCUUCUUCCUCCUCCUCUUCUUGCUUCUUUUCCUCAUUCUUUCACUUCAAACCCAACACAAAAUGUUCAAACCCAGACACUAUCUUCAUGUUUGUCUGACCCACCAAAGUUUACAGCUUUACUCGUCCGUGUCCUGGUCUCCAUUUUGGGGAGUUUCACACUUUUACUCGUCCGUGCCCUGUCCUCCAUUUUGGGGAGUUUCACAGUUUGUUUGUCUGGUUGUCUUUUAUAUUGAAGUCUUGAUGUGUGAAGACGACAGUGUUUGGUUUUACAGGAGCAGUUAAAACCUCAUCAUUUUAGAGAAAUAUUUGUCAUUUAAGUUCCAUGACAUAUGUGGUGAAGUAGCCACAGCUGCCCUGGGGCUUUCUACUGCUACUACUACUAUUACUACUGUUGCUACUACUAUUUCUACUGCUACUACUACUAUUACUACUGUUGCUACUACUAUUUCUACUGCUACUACUACCACUAUUACCACUAUUACUGCUACUGCUAUUACUACUACUAUUGCCACUACUGAUGCUAUGACUACUACAGCUACUUUUAUUACUGCUACUAGUGGGAAUAUAACCUCCAACAUUUGGAUUACUUGAGCCUUGACUUCUGCCACCACUCUCACAUCUUUUCACUUACAGUCACAGUAUGGAACUUUUUUAGCCAAAAAAGAGAAUAAAACACAAGCAGUUUUUUUUUUUUUUUUUUUUUAAUAAUAUUAUUAAUAAUAUUGCACUGAAAAACGUGGCUCAUUGCCGUGAGCGAGCUGGCAUCUCCACAAACCUGACUCUUACUUGGCCUGCAGGAGGGCCUUCUCACCUGUUUCCAUAGAAAUGCUCUUAUAAUAUUCCACAGUAUGGCAUAAAACCUGCCCAUCCGCACGGAGAAUGUUCCGAAGUGUAGUUUUCACUUUGAAUUUCCAUGGAUUAUUUUUUAAAAGUUGCGUACUGUGGCUUUAAGCAAGACACCUAUCGGUGAUUUCUUAAGACAUCAUUUUGACGACAUCAAAUGGCCAAAAUGGUGCACUCGUGCUUGACUGAUUUGUUUUCAACUUUUUUUUUGUUGCAUGUUUAAACUUGAAAAAACUGUGAAAUUCCCCCCAACUGAUUGAUUUCUGGACUGAACCUGGUUUUGUCAUGAAUCCUGCUGAUUUUGAAGCUGUGUUUUGUCCCUGGUGGGCUCCCAUAGACCUCUGUUUUGUCCCUGGCAGGCUCCCGUAGACCUCUGUAUGACUGUAGACUGUGUGGGAGCACUAUUUAUUGCUGUACAGCUGAUUCUUGAUAGUAUUAUGUAAAGGGUGAGUUUUUAUCUGAAGAGCCUGAGCACAUGGGGAUUCCAAACCUCUGAGAUUUUAGCCCUCUGAGUAGUUUUACAAAGAUGAAGCUUUGUCGCGAUAUAGACCAAGGAUUUGUUCAUUUAAAUAGAUUUUUUUCUGAGUUUUAACGCUGAAAUUCCACUUAUAAAAACAUAGGACCAAAGCAUAGCCGUUUUGUUCCAUUGUUGUGUAUAAAUCAUGAACUGUAAAUGCAGAAAUGGUUGAGUUUGUUCAUUACCCAAACACUUCAGUGUGGGGCAACAUCAGGUAAAAUGAAUCGAUCUGAGGGGAAAAAAAUAACUAGAUUCGAGUAGUUUGGCGUAAAGCUGCACCGUGCAACUUUUCUGCCGAGGGGGUCUGCCACCUGCUCGUCUCCUGGAGAUGUUCUCGUUGUGGCGUUACACUUUUCUACCUUGUAUUUAUUGCGUUACAGGUACAUUUGCUGCUCAAAAGAAAACAGAAACGGGCAUUCUUACUGUGCGUGAGAUCACCUCUUCACAGAGCAGACCUGUAACUCUGUGCCGCUUGCUUAAUGCCAUGGCGAAGCAAUAACAUAUCUCCAUGGAGAUGAACAGGAGGAAAACAACAGUCCACGGGAAAAGUUGUGUAAUGUAUCUUUAAAGACAUAUGUAGCCCCAGAGUGAUUGUUUUUCUUGUUUCAAAAUUUCUGUUUCACUUUUGGAAAUGAUGGAGUUGGACUGAACUUGUCUAUCCCCAUGGCAACCCCACUCACAGUAAGAAUGCAUGUUAAUGUUUUUUCAGGUAUUUUUUUUUUUUACAUUAACAGCACCCGUAGCUGAGAAAAGGUAAAUGAAAGAAGUCCAAGUAAGAGAAGUCUAGAUUAUCCACACGUCUGUUGUUUUGACAUUUGCACAUUCUGCCUCUUUUUUUUCCUUUUUUUUUCCCCUUCGGCACCAAAACUCCAGACCAUUCCUCGUUCUCAAUAAUUCCAUCGUUUUCCUGGAUGCUUAAAUCUUGUACAGACAUUUUUACUGCAGUUUCCACGCAGACCACACAGCGGCGCUGCACAUGUACAAACGCUGGUUUUCUAGAGACUUUUGGAGCUUUUGGUUUGGUUCACACGGAAACGUGGAGGACAUUUUGAUUCAUUUGAGAGAGAAUCGUUGUGUAAAUAACAUAAACACUACAGACCACCUCUAUUCGGAUUCUGUUACGUUUUAAUUUUUAAUUUAUUACAAUAAUAAACAGAACAAGUAUGGAUUCA
Molecule: messenger RNA, 4419 nt
Organism: Periophthalmus magnuspinnatus
Lineage: Eukaryota; Metazoa; Chordata; Actinopteri; Gobiiformes; Gobiidae
Product: atlastin-2-like
Exons: 13
Coding region: 43-1740 (565 amino acids)
Biological process (GO): endoplasmic reticulum organization; protein homooligomerization
Molecular function (GO): GTP binding; GTPase activity
Source: RefSeq, a predicted model, not a curated record